ACGGUGAGUAAUUGACUCCGCAAAAUGAAGCACAGCGAAGAGACUACCAUUUCCGGCGACGCCCGCCGCGGCAUGGUGGUGGUGGAGCUGCCGCUCGGCGACGCUUCCUCCACAUUCAACUUAGAGAAAGCAGUGUGCAGCCACGGGCUGUUCAUGAUGGCACCUAACCACUGGGACCCACUCACAAAAACCCUAGAACGCCCGCUGCGCCUCUCCGACGACCACCAUUGCGCUGAUCACGAAAUCUCCGUCACCGUCAGAGUCUCUCACCCCUCCGACUCCCCUCAGUCUCUCAGGCUCCACGUCUUCGACACUGAUUGUCUCUCUGCUCAACAACACCAGUCAUUGAUGGCUCAAGUUAGAAGAAUGUUGAGAUUAUCAGAGGAAGAGGAGAAAAUGGUAAGAGAGUUUCAAGAGAUGUAUGGGCAAGCAAAGGAGAGAGGAUUUGGGAGAGUAUUCAGGUCGCCGAUAUUGUUUGAAGACAUGGUCAAGUGUAUUCUGCUCUGCAAUUGCCAGUGGUCAAGGACAUUGAGCAUGGCUAAAGCACUUUGUGAGCUUCAAUUGGAACUAAGUAGUAGUGAUAAAAAGUUUAGUCUUAGUGUUGAAAGUGAUCAUUUUAUUCCGAAAACGCCUGCUGCAAAAGAAAAAAGGAAAAAAGCUGGAGUUCAUAAAUGCUCCAAAAACCUGUCAGCAAGGCUUGCUGAAGCCCAAGCAGCAACAGAAGAAGAUAAUGUCUUGACAACUGGUUCAGCUGAAAUUGUAGACUGCCCGCCAAAGUUCAAGGGAUUAAGUUCAAAAGACAUAUCGUCAGAUAAAAAAGAAGACUUUCUCCUAGGAAGUGACAUAUCUCAAACCCCAUCAAACCUUUGUACUGAUAAUCCACGUUCUUCAUCUGACCUGCAUUCUGCAGAGGUAGAGCUCAAUACCCUCAAUGGUGUGGGGAAUUUUCCUAGUCCAAGGGAAUUGGCUGAACUCAAUGAAAGUUUCCUUGCAAAGCGCUGUAAUCUUGGCUACAGAGCUGGCCGGAUUAUUAAUCUUGCUCGUGGUGUAGUUGAAGGCAGGAUUCCACUCAAAGAAAUUGAAGAAUGUUGCAGCAAGCCAAACGUAUCCAACUAUGAUGAGUUGUCCAGGCAGCUGAAAGAAAUAGAUGGAUUUGGGCCAUUUACUUGUGCAAAUGUGCUCAUGUGUUUGGGAUAUUACCAUGUGAUUCCUACAGAUUCCGAGACAAUCAGGCAUCUAAAACAGGUUCAUGCAAAAUCCUCUUCCAUUCUAACAGUUCAAAAGGAUGUUGAAGCAAUUUAUGGAAAAUAUGAACCAUUUCAAUUCUUGGUAUAUUGGUCGGAGAUAUGGCACUUUUAUGAGGAAUGGUUUGGAAAAUUAAGUGAAAUGCCACAAUCUGGUUAUAAUCGUAUUACUGCCUCGAAUAUGAGACCAAAAAGAAAUGCCAAAAGCAAGAGGAUCAAAACAAGCGCUUGAGGUAACAAGAAAAAUGUUACAUAUUCAUAUCUGAUAAAGCUUUCUGGAUUGAGUGGCAUGGCUAUUUACAGUAUUUUCUUCAUUUUGUGUAGACUAUAGUAUUGCCAAUCAAAUCAAAGACAUGGCUAAAAUAGGAUUGAUUUUAUAAACUAUGUACUUUGCUUUAGUAUUUGUCAUCUAUAAGUCAGUCAAAGCAGCCAUGAAUUUUGUAGUCUUGAUAAAUGAAAGUGGGCAUUUUUAUAACUUGUUGCUUUUCA
Molecule: messenger RNA, 1733 nt
Organism: Ipomoea triloba (trilobed morning glory)
Lineage: Eukaryota; Viridiplantae; Streptophyta; Magnoliopsida; Solanales; Convolvulaceae
Exons: 5
Coding region: 25-1476 (483 amino acids)
Biological process (GO): DNA repair; base-excision repair, AP site formation
Cellular component (GO): nucleus
Molecular function (GO): 8-oxo-7,8-dihydroguanine DNA N-glycosylase activity
Source: RefSeq, a predicted model, not a curated record